AUGGGGAUGCACGGGCCGCUCAAUCCGGGACAUCACAUUUCCGGCCGCUACUCGCCGCCCUACCGGCCGCCAGAACGGAUGCGCUGCAUGACUUCCGCCUCGGGUAACUUUUUCGGCGGCUUCGAGGAUGGACUUCUUGCGCGGGCGGAGGCGCUUGCGGAUAUGUCCAAGUCUCCUCAGCACAUGAAGCAUGAGGGCAUGUAUGGACAUCCGGGCGGUGACAUGGGCAUGCACCAGUCGGGACCCUCUCGUCAGCAGAUGGGCAUGGGGCCGCCGUCGUUUGGGCCGCAUGACUCCAUGCUUGACCAGCUGAGUUCCAACCACGGUAUGCCGCUUCCGGGUAUGCCUGACCACCAUAACAUGGUGCCCGUGAGCUCGCACCACAAUCACCACCAGAUGUAUUCGCCAAUGUAUUCUCACCAGGCGCCCAUGCCCCACCCACACAACAUGCCGCCCCUCCACCAGGUCCACCACCCUAUGCACGACACCGAGUGCGACCCCAGGGAACUGGAAGCGUUCGCCGAGAGAUUCAAACAGCGCCGCAUUAAGCUCGGAGUCACGCAGGCGGAUGUUGGUUCCGCUCUGGCGAAUCUUAAACUUCCGGGAGUCGGGUGUCUGAGCCAGAGUACGAUCUGCAGGUUCGAGUCACUGACUCUGAGUCACAAUAAUAUGAUUGCGCUGAAGCCGAUACUGCAAACGUGGCUCGAAGAAGCGGAGAAAGCGGCCCGUGAUAAACUGGAGGCUGAGCAAAAUGGACUCAUAUCCGGCGCGGAUAAAAAGCGGAAACGAACCUCAAUCGCAGCGCCGGAGAAGCGAUCUCUGGAGGCGUAUUUUGCGGUGCAGCCCAGACCGUCUGGUGAAAAAAUUGCUCAAAUCGCAGAAAAACUUGACUUGAAAAAAAAUGUUGUGAGAGUGUGGUUUUGCAAUCAAAGGCAGAAGCAAAAACGUAUGAAAUUUUCAGCUGUAACGGGACAUUGA
Dreissena polymorpha is the source of this 978-nucleotide messenger RNA. Its product is annotated as POU domain, class 4, transcription factor 3-like. The transcript is spliced from 2 exons. The record is from RefSeq and is a predicted model, not a curated record. NCBI's taxonomy places the organism in Eukaryota, Metazoa, Mollusca, Bivalvia, Myida, Dreissenidae. Bases 1 to 978 code for a protein of 325 amino acids. Gene Ontology annotation, molecular function: RNA polymerase II cis-regulatory region sequence-specific DNA binding; DNA-binding transcription factor activity, RNA polymerase II-specific. Gene Ontology annotation, biological process: regulation of transcription by RNA polymerase II.